AUGUGGGGGGGAUGCUAUCAGAACUGUCAUUCACGUGCGGUCAGUCCUUUCGUCGUACACAGCCUUUCCAUUCAUUCAUUUUUUUCAUUCACUCCUCACAUAUUUUUGGUUUUUUUUUUUAUUAUUGGUUCCGUUUUUUCUUUGCAGACGACAACUCUUUCUUUCUGUAAUGGUCUCUGGAUUACUGUAUAUAUACAAGCCCAUAGCAAACGGAGAUCUAUCUAUCUAUCUAUCUAUCUAUCUAUCUAUCUAUCUCUGACUGCAUGUCUAUCUAUCUAUCUAUCUAUCUAUCUAUCUAUCUAUCUAUCUAUCUAUCUUACUAUCUAUCUAUCUCUGACUGCUCAUCUAUCUAUCUAUCUAUCUAUCUAUCUAUCUAUCUGUUCAUCUCUCUCUCUCUCUCUCUAUCUAUCUAUCUAUCUAUCUAUCUGUUCAUCUCUCUUCUCUCUCUCUAUCUAUCUAUCUAUCUAA
Acanthosepion pharaonis is the source of this 468-nucleotide messenger RNA. The record is from the annotation of a GenBank genome assembly. Lineage: Eukaryota; Metazoa; Mollusca; Cephalopoda; Sepiida; Sepiidae.